Molecule: messenger RNA, 5237 nt
Organism: Salvelinus sp. IW2-2015
Lineage: Eukaryota; Metazoa; Chordata; Actinopteri; Salmoniformes; Salmonidae
Product: ubiquitin carboxyl-terminal hydrolase CYLD
Biological process (GO): necroptotic process; regulation of mitotic cell cycle; protein K63-linked deubiquitination
Cellular component (GO): cytosol
Molecular function (GO): K63-linked deubiquitinase activity; cysteine-type deubiquitinase activity
Source: RefSeq, a predicted model, not a curated record
GUUAUGAUUUGGCAUAUUUUCAGGAGACACACAUUUCGGGGUCUAUUGGUUUUGUAAAUUAUCUUUAUUCCUCUUGCUAUAAGGCCUGACUUAUUUUGUCUGUCACGUAAUAUAUGUUUUGUGUGUCAGUAUUUAAUAGUAUAGUCUAAGAGUCGUUCAGAAAAAUAUUUAUCUACAUUAAAUGCCGUAGAUAACAUGCUCUGUUGCAUGGGACAGCUAGCUUGCCAUACUAGCUACUUUGGCUAGCUAAUUUCGAGGCUGUCAUAUCGAUUAUCAGCUGGUUUGCGAUCAACAAACUAGCCAGUUAAUUGUACAAACGUAUCAAAACCUCAGCUACUAAAGGACAGCAUUUGAAUGAGCAGGUGACACGACACUGCAGCACCAAACUGACGUUUGAAUAAGGUCCUUCGAAGUACAUUGGGGCAUGCAGGCAGACAGUUGAGACCAUUAUGAGGGCACCCCAGGCCAGCAGGAGCCUGUGAACGACCAUAACACCCUCUCUGUCUACUCUCUAACCAGACAACCUUCCCCUCAGGUGUUAGGCCUAGUUUCUCUCACCCUUGUUAUGCCCCUGUCACUGCUUUGGGGAUAGAGGAACGUCCAUAAAGGGAAGAGAGAGGGGCUUCAUAUUGGGUUAGUUAGACAGGCGGACCUUGUAUUUCCCCCUGCUAUGCCCCAGCCCCUACAGCCAUGAGCUCUGCCCUGUGGAGCCAGGAGAAGCCCAGUGGGGGCUUCAGGGAGGACUGGCGCUUCUACAUGGUGGUCAAGGAGUGUAUAGUGGAGAAGCCCCCCCAGAAGACCCUGAGGAUCCCCCGGGGCAGCCUGGGACAGGCCUGCCAGGAGAGGAACAGCCUGGGGCGCACGCUACCCCCCAGCAAGGGCAAGAGGAGCCUACGUGUCCUGGACCAGACCAACGUGGUGCUGAGCCUGGAUGAGCGGGACGUCCUGGAGCUGGAUGAGAAGCUAGCUGAGCUGCUGUUCCCCAUCACCAACUGUGAGGAGCGCUAUGCCCUGCUGUGCAACAAGCCCCGGCUGGAGCGGGCCAGAGACAUCGAUUGUGGCUCCAAGGUGCGCGUGCAGCUGCGUUCGGGGGAUGAACCUUUGCCCGGGGUAGUCCGAUUUAAAGGAUCUCURCUCCCAGACAGGGCUCUCUCCGGGGUCUGGUUUGGAGUGGAGCUGCUGGAGGAGGGCAGAGGCCAGGGCUUCACAGAGGGCUCCUACCAGGGCCGACAGCUGUUCCGCUGUGAGGAUGAGUGCGGGGUGUUCGUGGCCCUGGACAAGCUGGAGCUGUGGGAUGACGAGGAAGAGGAGCUGGGAGAGCUAGAGGUGGAUCACGUCAUCCUGGUGGAGGAGGAGAUGGAUUUCCAUCCGCUGGAGAUCAACUCCAGGGUCCUGGUCCAGACCAGAGAGGGGCCGGAGAGAGGAACCAUCAUCUUCUGUGACCUGCUGCCUGGGAACGAGAGCCUGGGGUACUAUGUGGGAGUAGACAUGGACAAUCCUAUUGGGGACUGGGAUGGUGUUAUCGACGGGAAGCUGCUGUGUAAUUURGCCAGUCUGGAACACACCCGUCUAGUSCCCAUCUGUGACGUAAUGCCAGAAUACUCCAUGCAGGACCAGAGGCUGCAGAAGCACAGUUUUACCCCCAGAGGCAGCAGCAGUGACAAGUCCUCCUCUGGCCAAAGCAAACCAAAGAGCAAAGGCUUAGGUCUUCAGUGUGGGAGUAGAAGCAAGUCAGAGUUGUAUUAUACUUUAAAUGGCAGCUCUGUUGACCACCCAGUCCAGUCCAAAUCCAAAAGCACAUGGUACAUUGAUGAAGUCGGGGAAGACCCUGCCAAGUCCCUCACAGACACGCCCCCUGACUUCAAUGAAACCACACCUCCUACAAGGGCCCCGCCCUCUGCUUCCUUGUCCAAUGACAACAAGUUCCACUCCCUGCCCUUCAGCCUGAGCCGUAAGACGGGGCCCAAUGGCAGCAUGAGCCAUGGACCCCUCUCCCUCUCCGUGCAGUCAGUGAUGGGAGAGCAGAUGCAGAUGCCAGAGCCCCCGUCGCCCACCCCUCCCUCCCCGCGGCCCCCCUCACCCCCCAGCUCUCGUGGGGGUGGGGGAGUGCCUGGUCUGGAGGUGGGGUCCCUAGUGGAGGUGAAGGAGAACCCGCCCCUGUGUGGGGUCAUCCGCUGGGUGGGGCUGCCCCCGGGACUACCAGAGCCACUGGCUGGCCUGGAGCUGGAGGAGGAGUGUGUUGGCUGUACAGACGGCACCUUUCAAGGUACCCGCUACUUCAGCUGCGCGCCCAAGAAGGCCCUGUUUGUGAAGCUGAAAUGCUGCCGGCCUGACUCCCGUUUCCCCUCCCUACACCACUCCUCCAACCCCAUAGAGAGAUGCAAUUCUAUCGCUUUCGGGGGUUAUCUGAGUGAGGUGGUGCAUGAGAACACUCCUCCACGCACUGAGAAUGACGGUCUAGACAUCAUGGUGGGCAAGAAGAAAGGUAUCCAGGGACACUACAACUCCUGCUACCUGGACUCCACACUCUUCUGCCUGUUUUCCUUCAGCUCAGUCCUGGACACGGUUCUGCUGAGGCCGAGGUCCAAGACUGACGUAGAGUAUUACCGAGAGACACAGGAGCUGCUACGCACAGAGAUUGUCAACCCCCUGCGCAUACAUGGCUAUGUGUGUGCCACUAAAGUGAUGAAGCUCAGAAGGAUACUGGAGAAGGUAGAAGCUGCCUCAGGGUUCACAUCUGAAGAAAAAGAUCCUGAGGAGUUCCUCAAUAUUCUGUUCCAUCACAUAUUGAGGGUGGACCCCUUACUCAAGCUGAGGUCGGCAGGUCAGAAGGUUCAGGACUGCUACUUCUACCAGAUCUUCAUGGAUAAGAAGGACAAAGUGGGUGUGCCAACCAGCCAGCAGCUCAUAGAGUGGUCCUUCAUCAACAGUGACCUCAAGUUUGCUGAGGCUCCUUCCUGCCUUAUCAUCCAGAUGCCUCGCUUUGGGAAGGACUUCAAGAUGUUCAACAAGAUCUUCCCCUCACUAGAGUUAGACAUCACAGACUUACUUGAAGACACUCCCAGGGAGUGUCGAAUCUGCGGGGGUCUGGCUCUGUAUGAAUGCAGGGAGUGCUACGAGGACGGUGACAUCACUGCCGGGAAGAUAAAACAGUUCUGUGAAAAGUGCAAUACACAGGUUCACCUCCACCCGAGGAGGAAGGCCCAUCGCCACGGCAAGUUGUCCGUCCCCAAGGAACUGCAAGAGGGUGUGUGGCGGCAGGGUAGCUUCCCUCGCCAGCGGAUGGAGCUGUUCGCCGUGCUCUGCAUCGAGACCAGUCACUACGUGGCCUUCGUCAAGUACGGCCACCAAGACUCUGCAUGGCUCUUCUUCGACAGUAUGGCCGACCGCGACGGAGGGCAGAAUGGCUUCAACAUCCCCCAGGUGUCUCCAUGUCCGGAGGUGGGGGCCUAUCUGAAGAUGACCCCUGAGGAGCUGCACGCCCUGGACCCCAAGAGCAUCCAGGGCCAGGCCCGCCGUCUGCUGUGUGACGCCUACAUGUGCAUGUACCAGAGCCCCACCAUGAGCCUGUACAAGUAGAGCCCCCGGGGCAGGAGAAUCCCAGACAGAUAGACAGACACAGACGGCAGAGCUGCAGUCCAGAGCUCUCUCCCUGUGUCCCCACCUCCUCCUCAAUGCCUGCCCCUGUCUCCUCAGUCUACUCUGCCCAAAGUGAAGAGACCUUAAAAGAGAAAAGCUUAUUUGCACUGUGCAUUUGUUGAAGUGUUGUUCUUCUUGUUUUCCCUCUGUGGUGAACAACAAAACAAGCUGAUCUUGACGUCAGUAGCUUCCCUGUGCCUCGUAGCUGAGUGGUGGGGGACGGCGGUCGAUGGAGACACGAGAAGCCCGCUGAAUAUUAUUCUCUUCCUGUGGAGAGGAAGAGGAGAGAGAGAGAGAGAGAGAGAGAGAGAGAGAGAGAGAGAGAGGGGGACGGCAUGCUCUCCUCAGCUGACCAAACAUGCGAAACAAAAACAAGCCAUGUUAAUGGAAGGACAGAGGCCACCUCAUUUACCUAAAGCAGGGGGAGUCCUGCUUUUCUUAAUCAGUGUAAGAGAUGGGAGCGCUCCAUAAUUCAACUCAUAGUGGAAAUAAUGCCAUGUUCAAAACCCUCAACCAACUAUGUAUACUGUUUAAACAGCGUGUCUUAAGACAUCCUUAGUUAGUACCAUGAUCCAUUAUGUCAGAUGUGUACCACCACCAACAGUAUAUUUGUGUCAACCAAAUAUAGCAUUAGGAUCAACCAGAAUGGUUGGCAUAUUUCCCUAUUAUACCUUGUAGAUUUCAUGAAAGUGUGUGUGUUCCAAAUAGAUAUAUGGUAAAGGCGGCUGUAUGACAGUUCUCCGUGCAGUCAGAGGACAGGUCAGGUACUCUAAAGCCUGGCAGGUGUUUUUGAAUUAACAGUUUGUGGAAAUAUUCAACUGAAAUUUUAAAUUUAGAUUUUUCUUUUUUGUAAGUCUCAAGGCAUUGUGUGUCAGCAAACUAAAUUAUUUUAUAUCUAAACUUUUAACUGCACUCAAGACAUAGUAAACUCCUGCUUGGCAUUUGUCAUACUCAAUACUUAUCUAUCUGAUGAGACAAACAGUAUAUGCCUUUUGUGUCUUUUUCAUACAUUUGUGACAGUCAACUCCCCAACCGUGGAUCAAAAUCAAGUAACUUAAAAUACAGUAUAUACCUAAUUAUAUUUUAAUCUGAAUAUAUUUACAUUCUCGUAUGUUCUUUUUUGAAGGAAAUAAAAUAAAAAUAAAAUAUAUAUAUAAUCUUUACUCCUCCCAUCUCUCACCAGAUAUUGAAGUGAGUUCUUGUGAUUCAUGCUGUCCCAUUAAUACUACUGAAUGUUACCACCAGUGGCAUGCUGGGUAGUGUAGUUUAAUGUCAUGAUGAAGGCCUGAUUGGGAGGUUCAAUGCUGGUUUCCAGAUGACUACAACCUCCACAAAGCCCCAUUGUGAUUGUUUUCCCAGGGACCCUCAAAGGGGACAUUAUUACUGUGUGUGCUUGUUUCUGCACUGCUGAAGUUUAAUGCUCGUCACAGACAGACAGGAGGACUUUCUUUACUCCACUGGAGCCUGUGAGUCUCUGAUAUGGAUAUCUAUGAACAUUGACUUGUGCAUCUAUCUGUAAAGUAUAUAACAGAUGGAAAUGAAUGUCUGUGCUGUUCUCGUAAAUGUUAACUAAAUUAAAACCCCUGUUUUGAAAGGUA